Molecule: messenger RNA, 486 nt
Organism: Nicotiana tabacum (common tobacco)
Lineage: Eukaryota; Viridiplantae; Streptophyta; Magnoliopsida; Solanales; Solanaceae
Source: RefSeq, a predicted model, not a curated record
AUGGCUAAUUUUUCGGUCUCACAACUGCAACAGAAAAUUGAGAUGAUCAGGAAACUCCGCGAGGAGGUCAAUGAGUUAAAAGCAGAGUCUUUGAAGUAUUUAGAAGGUAUGGAUCGCUUGGCUGCAGAGAGAGAAGCAGCUCGAGCCCAAUUAUCAUCGGCCAAAAACCAAUUUCAUAGUAUGAAGAAGAAAAGCUCGGUUCAAGCGAGAAGAAUAGAGGAGCUCGAGGCUCAGUUGGCCUCUAAACUUGUCAAGGCCGAAUCUAACGCCGAAAAGGCAAAGGCUGACGGAUGCACCUGUGGCCAGAUAAAAAGAGCUAAAGAGCUCGAAGUCGAUACUGAAGCCUUGGUUUCUGAUGAUGACGAUGACGAUGAUGAUGACGAUGAUGGGAGUAAGAGCGGAUACGAGAAUGGGGGGGAACCUGAUAGAAAAGAGACCGCUCCCUGGGAUAACGAAGAUGUUUAUCCCUUAGCUUCUAUGCUGUAA